This is a messenger RNA of Polypterus senegalus (gray bichir), 1987 nucleotides long. It is a transcript of the gene six3a, whose product is annotated as SIX homeobox 3a. Gene Ontology annotation, biological process: regulation of transcription by RNA polymerase II; brain development; eye development. The coding region runs from base 148 to 1062 and encodes 304 amino acids. Gene Ontology annotation, molecular function: RNA polymerase II cis-regulatory region sequence-specific DNA binding; DNA-binding transcription factor activity, RNA polymerase II-specific. Gene Ontology annotation, cellular component: transcription regulator complex; nucleus. The record is from RefSeq and is a predicted model, not a curated record. Lineage: Eukaryota; Metazoa; Chordata; Cladistia; Polypteriformes; Polypteridae. The transcript is spliced from 3 exons.
UAGUCUUGAGACGGCAUUGGUGAAUAACUUUGACCUUUUUAAGUGCGUCUAGAUUUACUUGUUAAACUUACAGGAUCCGGAAAGGAUUUGAGACAUCAGUGUUCCGUGUAAACGCGCCCUCCUUCUACGGACGGAUUUUCUGUUUUUAUGCCGGCUCUUCUGUUUUGUGGUUAUUCCAUGGUGUUCAGGUCUCCUUUAGAGCUCUAUCCCUCCCAUUUCUUCCUGCCAAACUUCGCGGACCGCUCUGCGCUCCUCGCUAGCAGCGCAGCCGGCAGCAGAGCUCCAGAAGAGUUGUCCAUGUUCCAGCUUCCUACUCUCAACUUCUCACCGGAGCAGGUGGCGAGCGUCUGCGAGACGCUGGAGGAGACGGGCGACAUUGAAAGACUUGGACGCUUCUUGUGGUCCCUGCCUGUGGCUCCUGGAGCGUGCGAGGCUAUCAACAAACAUGAGUCCAUCCUGCGCGCCCGGGCCGUGGUGGCUUUUCACACUGGCAACUUCAGGGACCUCUACCACAUCUUGGAAAAUCAUAAAUUCACCAAGGACUCUCACGGAAAGCUGCAAGCCAUGUGGCUGGAGGCGCACUACCAGGAGGCCGAAAAACUAAGGGGUCGCCCUUUAGGACCUGUCGAUAAGUACCGUGUACGAAAGAAGUUCCCACUACCUCGAACGAUCUGGGACGGAGAACAGAAGACUCACUGCUUCAAAGAGCGGACACGUAGUCUAUUGAGGGAAUGGUACCUGCAGGACCCCUACCCUAAUCCCAGUAAGAAAAGGGAACUGGCCCAGGCCACUGGACUGACCCCCACACAAGUGGGCAACUGGUUUAAAAAUCGCAGGCAAAGAGACAGGGCAGCAGCGGCCAAGAACAGGCUACAGCACCAGGCGAUAGGGCAGAAUGGUAUGAGGUCGCUUUCAGAAUCCGGCUGCACCCCUCACAGUUCGGCAGAAUCUCCGUCCACAGCAGCCAGUCCGACCACUAGCGUGUCCAGUAUGACAGAGCGGGUAGAGACUGGCGCAUCCAUCCUUUCUGUAACCUCCAGCGACUCGGAAUGUGAUGUAUGAUAAAAAAAAGGAAUAUGGACAAUGAAAACACAAAGAAACUCUGAGACUUUUAAAUAUAUUUCGGGAAAAAAAGACAAGCAUUCAUUGUUAAGAAAAAAAAGGACAAGCACGUCUUACCCGGGCGCAUUCAAAUGGACGCACAUCCCUCUUCCUUCACUAUACCUGCAUGAUAUAUAUAUAUAUAUAUAUUUUUUUUUUUGUAUCUGGGGAAAAUAUUCUACGUUCAAUAUUUUUACAAAGAGCUCCAAGAAGAGGGAAUAACGAGACGUUUUUCGCCCUUUUGAUCUCUCUUGUUUUAGUCCAAGUGAUGAUGAUGAUGACGGUCAGUCGCGAUACAGCCUCCCUUGUUGGUUUGUUUUUCUGUUCAGCAGACAAUCAUUUGAUUCGUAAGCACCUUUUCUAACACGUCUGUCACUGCCUGUGUGGGUACUGGUUAAAUGUGGAACCGAAUAGUUCUGACUGUAACAAAUUUUUAUUUUUAUUUUAAGAUUUUAUAUGAAUUAUGUAUAUCUUAAAUGAUCCGAUCUUUUCCCAAUUUGUAAUAUAUGUGUAGAGCUCCGCUUGUAUAUGAUAAUGCUCUGGCUCUUUCUCUCUUUCUUCGUUUAGUUCUGCUUUUCUCUUUGUUUUUCAGCUUUGUCACUUUUCUGGCCCCGAUGUUCAUGCAUAAAAUAGUUGUCAAAAAGUCUGACCAAGUGCUAUAGGCUUUCUCUUUUCUUUCUUUUUAAGGGGUAAAAUGGCUGUAGAAUAAGAUCGAGUGCUGUUGUACACUUUUUAUGCAAAUAAUGUCCCAGUUAAUCAUCUGCAAAGUGAAAGAAGCCUCUCACUCGUUUUCCAACUUCGCCUAGGCGCUUAUUCAGUGUUUCUUUAACUGCGUGUUACGUAAAUGUAUAAAUUUCUAAAUCAAAUACAGUAUUCCAUUUUCUUA